GCGGGGGCGGCGCUGGGCAGCGCGCGCUCGGGCGGCGUGCGGGCCGAAGGGCGUGUAACGGCCGUUAGGCGACCUGAGGAGCGGAUUCGCUGCUCGUGCAGACGUGGUGGCCGCCGUCAGUACCUCAGGGUGAGGGGUCUCGCCGCCCGCUCUCAGGCCCGUUUGUCUCAGGUAACUGAUGGCCAUGCAAGAAAAAUAUCCAAAUGACAGGUCUUCUCAUGCUACUUCACCAGGUUCCAGUGUGAUUCAAAAAGGCAGUUCUCUGGGAACUGAAUGGCAGACACCAGUUAUCUCAGAGGCCUUUCGGAGCCGCUUCAGCCGCUGCUCGAGCAUCGCUGACAGUGGGGACACAGCCAUUGGAACUUCAUGCUCAGACAUUGCAGAGGAUUUUUGCAGCUCAAGUGGCAGCUCUUCUUUCCAGCCAAUCAAAAGCCACAUAACCAUUCCAACAGCCCAUGUAAUGCCUUCUACUUUGGGGGCCUCUCCUGCCAAACCAAAUUCUACACCUUCUGGGCCUUCUUCCUCUAAACUCCCCUUGUCGGGUUUGGCUGAAGGUGUGGGGAUGACAAGAAAUGGAGACUUUGGUGCAGUGAAGCGUUCUCCAGGCCUGUCAAGAGAUUUCAUGUAUCUCCCUAGUGCUGCUGGAGAGAAUGGGAUUCAGCAGUCCUGGUUUCCAGCAGUCGGCCAUGAAAGAGAGGGAGAGAUGAGGAAGUUUGAUAUUCCUAACAUGGAGUCUACCCUUAACCAGCCUGCCAUCGUAGAGACGUUAUAUUCAGAUCCACAUUACCGAGUCCACUUCCCUAACCCAAGAUCUGAUGCAAAUAAGGAUGUAUACAAAGUAUUGCCAGAAUCCAAGAAGGCACCAGGCAGUGGUGCAGUGUUUGAACGGAAUGGACCACAUGCCAGCAACAGUGGAGUGCUCCCUUUGGGACUCCAGCCUGCUCCUGGGCUUUCCAAGUCACUGUCCUCUCAGGUGUGGCAACCAAGUCCUGACCCUUGGCAUCCUGGAGAACAGUCUUGUGAGCUCAGUACUUGUCGACAGCAGUUGGAAUUGAUUCGUUUACAGAUGGAACAAAUGCAGCUUCAGAAUGGAGCCGUCUGUCACCAUCCUGCUGCUUUUGCUCCUUUACUGCCCACCUUAGAGCCAGCACAGUGGAUUAGCAUCUUGAACAGUAAUGAACAUCUUCUGAAAGAAAAGGAGCUCCUCAUUGACAAGCAGAGGAAACAUAUCUCUCAGUUGGAGCAGAAAGUACGAGAGAGUGAACUACAAGUCCACAGUGCCCUUUUGGGUCGUCCUGCCCCUUUUGGAGAUGUCUGCUUAUUGAGGCUCCAGGAGUUGCAGCGAGAGAACACUUUCUUACGGGCACAGUUUGCACAGAAGACAGAAGCCUUGAGCAAAGAAAAGAUGGAGCUUGAAAAGAAACUCUCUGCUUCAGAAGUUGAAAUUCAGCUCAUCAGGGAAUCUCUCAAAGUGACACUACAGAAGCAUUCGGAGGAGGGGAAGAAACAGGAAGAAAGGGUCAAAGGCCGUGAUAAACAUAUCAAUAAUUUGAAAAAGAAAUGUCAGAAGGAAUCAGAGCAGAACCGGGAGAAGCAGCAGCGUAUUGAGACGUUGGAACGCUAUCUGGCUGACCUACCCACCCUUGAAGAUCAUCAGAAGCAGACCGAGCAGCUUAAGGAUGCAGAGUUGAAGAACACAGAACUGCAAGAGAGAGUGGCUGAGCUGGAGACUUUGCUGGAGGAUACCCGGGCAACCUGCAGAGAGAAGGAGGUUCAGCUGGAAAGCCUGAGACAGAGAGAAGCAGAAUUCUCCUCUGCUAGACAUAGCUUGCAAGAUAAACAGUCUGUGGAGGGUGCCAGUGGAGAAGGUUUCACAGUGGAAAUGGAAUCCCAGCAGAAGGAAUGUGAUUCCCUCCGAAAGAUGGUGGAGAGGCAACAGCUGAAGAUAGAGCAGCUGCACUCUCAAGUCCAGAGCCUAAAGCAAGAACUGGCUCAAGAAGAAGGAAUAAGCCAGGCCUUGAGAGAGGAGGCACAGCGGAGGGAGAUAGCCCUGCAGCAGAUUCGUACAGCCGUGAAGGAGCUCUCAGUGCAAAACCAGGACCUGAUUGAGAAGAAUCUGACGCUGCAAGAGCACUUGCGCCAGGCCCAGCCGGGAUCCGCAUCUUCCCCAGACACGGCCCAGCUGGCAGAUGAGCUGCACCAGGAACUGGCCAUUUGCCUUCAAGAUCUGCAAGCUGUCUGCAGCAUUGUGACCCAGAGGGCCCAGGGCCACAACCCUAACCUCUCUCUGCUCUUAGGCAUUCACUCCACCCAGCUCCCAGGGACUCAGCUGGAUUUGCAGAAGCCAGAUGUGAUCAGGAGAAAACUAGAAGAGGUUCAACAGCUGCAUCGUGACAUUGAGGACUUAAGGACCAGCCUGUCAGACAGAUAUGCCCAGGACAUGGGAGAAAACUGUGCCACACAGUGAGGAGCGAGGGAGGACCUGGCUGAUAGUAGCCUCGCCAGAAGGUUCCUGCCCUGACAAUCCUGCCUUCUGCUGCUGCACCCGGGGGGAGCCUGUGUCUGGGGCCAGGGGUGAUGAGAAGCCUGCCUGUUUGCUGUAUACUGACUUUGCCUUACUGGGUUAUGUUUUACCUGUUAUCUUACUCUGAAAGGCUGAGUUACUAAUUAACCUUUUUGUAGAUUCAACUGAUAAACGGUCCUCACAAACUGUUCCCAGCCCUAACCUGACAUCAGAAGCAAACAGGCUGCUCACCUCCCCUCUCCAUCCUCCAGGAUGACCCGUGUUCAUUCCUACUCCAUACCUUGGUCCUGCUGAUGCUCUGUUAAGAGAGGCCUGAAAGGUUAAGUAGGAGUAGCAACCUUUGAAGAAUUCUCAGGCCCCGUGUUUCAGCCUUCCUGGGAACCCAGCUGGCUUUCUGGGUUUUCUCAGGUACCUGCUUCCUCAGGGCUGUUGUUCCCCACACAGGCCUCAGGGUUAUCUACCCCUUAGUAAAGUCCCCCACUAGGAUUGCUGGCUUGGGGACUACAGCAGGGCUCCUCAUCCUGCCUGCUGUGCUAUCUUUUACAGGAAACUCUGGCUACCCUGUGUCCCUGGUGCCCUGGCAUGUGGUCAGCAUAGCCUUUCUCCUUUGCUCGGGCCUUCUAGGUAGCCCCGUCUGGGGUGCCUAAGUGCAGACCCCUCUGUUGUGAUGGCCCUGUGGUUUGCAGGUUGCACAAGCUACUCACCCCUUCCCACGGCUGGGGCUGUAGCUAGCCCUCUGAUUUGUGCCUCUUUGUUUGAGGUUGGGGGAAAUUCCUUUUCCCCUCUGUGACCUCCUUGAGAGUUAGAGCACCUAGUGUGGGUCAGCUCUAAGAGUGUUCAAUGUUUCCUAGUGUUUUGUUUUUCUGGGGCCUUUGGACCCUCAGCUUUUUGGUUUUUCUUGCCUCCUGAUUUAGGGAUGGUCUCAGUUUUAUCUGGUUGUUGGGCUAGCCCUUCAACUUCCUCUAGUUUGGAGCUGGGGGCCCUAUGUGUAUGAGGAGCAGAGUAGUUUGGGGGAUGCAGAGGCAGCCAUGAUGGGACUUUUGCUAAGUCUCUGGGCUGUUAAAAGCAUCCUGGACCUCCAGGGCAGGCCCGAGUGGCCUUAUUUUCAAGUGUUCUCAUAAGUUUGUGUUUUAUUUAUGGAUGGCUUACCUUUUCAGAGUAGCCACACCCAGCUGGCUAUCUCCUCAGCCUCUGGGCUCCUGCCUCCUAAAACCAGAGCUGCCUGGUUGGUGUCCACCCUAUGUCAAUGGGAGCCCAGCCUCCAUGCUCACGGGUAUUUUUUCUUCGUAAAGUUUAUAAAAUUAUUUAUAUGAAUCUUUGUUAUGUCGACUGGUUUGUAUUGCCUAUUUUGAUUACAGAAUAAAACAUUUUAACAGAUGCUUCAGUUUUCUGUUGUCUCCCAGCAUCCUUUGCCCAGUCCCCACUUUGGCUUGUGGAGCCAAAGACUAGCUCAGAACGACUUAGGCAGAUCCAGCUUGGUAGCUGAAUCUCUUCCCACUUCUGCUCUGUCUGCGUGGGGACAGAUGAGGUCUCUGCCCACACUCUGUUGCAGAGAGCUCCCCCACCACCAGCCAGUCAUCACUACAAAGUUGCAGCAGACCUCAGAGAUGUCGGCAGGCAGCUUCUGGGUUUCUGUGGCCUCUGAGGAAGUGACUUCCCCAUAACCAGAUAGGCAGUAUGCCUCAGAGGGCAGGAUUGGUUGGCUUCCUGGGCCGCCAGCUGUGUAGCCCUGGGUGUGGGGGGCGGGAUAGUGCUCCAAAAUUGGGGUGGGUCUGGACUUUCCCACCUCAUCAGCUGAAUUCCUAAUAAUCAAAGCUAUGGGAUGUCAUUUGCACCAUGAAGGUAGAGUUGAGCUGGGACCGCCCCGAAACCAGCUAUGGAUAUUUACCAAGGCCAGUUUGAGCCAGGCUUUCAUGUGGUGACACCAGCUUUUGCCUUACACACUAGUGAGCUGUCCUGCAGCUUACCUCCUUCUCCAUCUGGCUUCAGAAGGGUGUGGCCCCAGUUUGCAGCCACCACCCUUUCUUGUCAGAGCCUGUUUGAGUGGAGAGGUGCUUUAGGGGAAGUAAGUGUCCUGGCUGCACCGCCCCUCCCCAGCGCCACCACAACCCCUUUCCCCGCCUUCGAAAGUUCCAUGCUGAGUUGUGCUAUUAAGGGACCUGGUGACCAGGGUGGUGACUGCGCUGGGCACUGGAUGUACAAAACCUGGGUGAACUGGGAAAAGCUUUCAGCUGAACCGUUCGGCCUACCUUCCCGGCUUUUCUUCUUAUUUGUGGUUUUUUUUUCCCCCUCUGGUCCCCUCCCAGCCACACAUGAGCCCCAAGCCAGACGGCUGAGUGUAGCCGAACAGGAACAGCCGCUGAGGACUGGGGUCCUCCGGGCUCCAGGCCACAGCAGGGCAGGGAGGGAGCCUCCAGCGCAGGGCGGUGUCGUGCAGGCCCCGCCUCGCCCGCCUGCGCAGCUCAUUGGCCCCGAACGCACUGACUCGCGGGCGGAGCAGGAAGGAAACCGCUCCCAAGCGCGGCGGCAGCGUCGUUUCUAGCCGUGCAGCUGCCGCUCCCACCAGCCCUCGCUUGCUUUGCGUGUCCCUUUCCUGCAGCAUGAGUGGUCUGCGCGUCUACAGCACGUCGGUCACCGGCUCUCGUGAAGACUAUGAACUCUUCGUGGAGGCCGUGGAACAGAACACACUGCAAGAGUUCCUGAAGCUGGCCUGAGUAGGGAUGGCCACCAUCCAUCCCUACCCAACUCCUCACCAGGCCUUGAAGGACCUUGUGACCAACCUUGGAGUCCCUCCCUGCAAAUCCAAGCCCUUUCUGUAUCCCCCUCCUUCCUUCCUUCCUUCCGAGGCAACAUUCCUUACUCACCAAUCGGUCUCAAGAGAUUGUCUUAAGCAAUGCCCCCAAUGCUGGCUGCCCCUAGCCAGGCCAUGGGGCUACCUCCCUGCCUGGCACUGCCUGAUGGGUAUUUCUGUUAGUUCCAUCAGCCAGAGCUCUGCCAAAGGCCCCGCAAGUCCCUCUCCUGGGAGCAUCCUAGAGACAAUUAAAUGCCCAUUCCACUGGU
Peromyscus californicus insignis is the source of this 5584-nucleotide messenger RNA. It is a transcript of the gene Cep85, whose product is annotated as centrosomal protein 85. The transcript is spliced from 15 exons. Gene Ontology annotation, cellular component: centrosome. The coding region runs from base 179 to 2467 and encodes 762 amino acids. The record is from RefSeq and is a predicted model, not a curated record. Lineage: Eukaryota; Metazoa; Chordata; Mammalia; Rodentia; Cricetidae.